Penicillium canariense is the source of this 1092-nucleotide messenger RNA. RefSeq lists its product as uncharacterized. The transcript is spliced from 2 exons. Lineage: Eukaryota; Fungi; Ascomycota; Eurotiomycetes; Eurotiales; Aspergillaceae. The coding region runs from base 1 to 1092 and encodes 363 amino acids. The record is from RefSeq and is a predicted model, not a curated record.
AUGACCGACCCAUUGAAAUCCUUCGACUCCUCCGGCCGCCCUAAGCCCACUACCGUGUCGCAACAGGUCUACAACAUCGCCGGUAUCUCCGUGACAGUUUACGGUCUCGAGGAGCUCCAGCCCCAAGCUGCAGGUGUCGCGUGCCUGUGGUUGCUUCACCCCCGCCUCGCAACCCAGGAGCGCAUGACUGGCAUCGCGGCAGCGGCGAUCAACGAGUGGAAUACCAGGAACCAAGCUACCCCGUCGGUCAAGGGCCUGAUUGCGGUUUCUUUCGACCAGCGCAAUCAUGGAGCUCGAAUGGUGGAUCCGCUUGCCAAUGAGGCUUGGAGGCAGGGAAACCCUCGCCACGCGCAGGAUAUGUUCUCCAUCUUCCAGGGUACUGCGCGCGAUACCUCGCUGCUAAUAGACUACCUUGCGGCUUUUAUCUUCCCGAAUGGCGAGCAUGAGAUCAUGGAAAAUCUGGUGCUGGGCGUGUCACUCGGCGGACACGCGGCAUGGAGUUGCUUGUUGCAUGAGCCUCGCAUCAGCGCCGGUGUCGUCGUGAUCGGCUGUCCCGACUACCUGAACCUCAUGGUCGACCGCGCCCGCUUGUCCAAGCUGCCCUCGUGGACCAACUCCAACCCGCCAGGCUCGGAGAUACUCGGCUCGGAGGCUUUCCCAACCUCCUUCGUCGAGAUCGUCAAGCGGUACGACCCCGCCAGUCUGAUGCUCAGCCAUGUGGAUACCGGCUCGUCGAGUCCGCUACGUGAUGGUCCCCUGCCUGAGCCGACGGAUGAGGAGAAGCAGGAGCUGCGCCCGCUGUUGACGCGGUUGUUGGCCGGCAAGCGGAUCCUGAACCUGUCCGGGGGAAUUGAUAAGCUGGUCCCCUAUCAUCGUGGAGAGGCCUUUUUGACUUGGUUCAAGAGCGCGGUUGGAUCAAAUGGCUGGUUCGGUGAUGGGGGUGUGACCUUCGAGGAUAUCAUUGACCAGUCUGCCGGCCAUGAAGUCACGGCUAAGAUGGUUGAUGAGGCUGUUCGGUUCAUCAGUGAAACGCUGGCGGCGAGUUCGAACAGCACAGGUCAGAGAGGCUCGGUGCGGGAGUCGAAGAUUUAG